Molecule: messenger RNA, 1251 nt
Organism: Medicago truncatula (barrel medic)
Lineage: Eukaryota; Viridiplantae; Streptophyta; Magnoliopsida; Fabales; Fabaceae
Exons: 5
Coding region: 74-997 (307 amino acids)
Source: RefSeq, a predicted model, not a curated record
UUUACCCGCGUUCUCUCUUCACAUUUCACCUUCAUUUCAGAUUUUUCCAAUUCAAAACCCUACUUCUCCAUAAAUGUCAUCACCCAUAACCUACCCGGUCGUCGUUGAAGACAAAGACCUCGACGACGCCGCAUUAUGGGCGAUGAUCGAUUCCGCCUCCGCCUCCGCCUCCGUCUCACAUUCCUCCUCAAAGCAAAAACCUCUCGCAAACAAAUACCAUCAAUCACCUUCUCCGAUCUCAAAACCUUCACCACCGUCAAAGUUCCCGCGUUACUCCACCGACAGCGGCGAAGUUGUUCAAGAUCCCUGGCCUUACCGACCACCGCGAAAGAUCGCGAGAAUCUCUGGUUCAGGUUCGGAUUCUUGUGAAACGAGUCCGCUUGCUGUGGUUCGAACCGUGCAGAGAUUGCCAACGCCAACACCAACACCAUCGCCGUUGCCGUUGGCGGUGGCGAAGGUUUAUUCGUCACCGGAGAUCGGGAAGAUGAAUGAAGUGAAGGAGAUUAGUAGUAGUUAUACCACAGAGGUUUCGCCGCGGUGUUUCGGGAGAAAUGAUCAUGAAGAGAAGGAGAAUGGAAUGAGGCAUAGCUUGUAUGGAAUGUUUCCAACGGUUUCGUUGUUUAAGGAGUAUCAGAAUGCAGCUAUGGCGAUUUUGGAGAAAACUGAUUACACUUUGAUUUCGGGGAAUCCUUACAUUAAAAAGACAGGCUGGAGAAAGAUUUCUUGUUACUUCAAUAUUUCUUAUGAAAUUAGAGACAAGAGUAUUGAGUUUGAUGGAGAUCGCAAUGUUCAGCGUGCCGAGUUUGUGAUUCGUGCACACAUGCAGGGUGGCAGGUUCUCAGAUGGAUGGGGCUCUUGUGAUCGACGUGAAAAGAGAUUUCAGAAACCAAAUCAUGAUGUUCCAAGCACAGCGGAGACUAGGGCCAAAAAUAAAGCUUGUCAAGACCUACUAGGAAUUGGAGAAUACCGACCAGGUGCAUCAAGUCAACUUCGGUGAUAUUAUGAUUUUGAAUGACUUUGCCACGAUUGAACAUGUUCAAAUAUUUGUUGAGGGUAAAAUGAACUGAAAUGGGUGGUAUAAGAAAUAAAUUUAUCUUAUUUUUAUGAAUGCAUGAUGAAUUGUUACAAGUCCUGUCAUUUAGCACGUAUUUGGUGUACUAGCAGGACCUGUAAUCUGUGGAAUUUAUACUUUUAUAGCAUUGAAGAGAUUGAAAUGAAUAUGAAAACGUCUUUAUAUUUUUACAGAAAUGG